AUGCAGUCGUACACCCCCGGGCAGCACCGCACCGCGUGCCCGAUGUGCGGCGGCGGCAGCGGCGGCGAGCGGUCGCUCGCCGUGCGCAUCGAAGACGACGGCCACUCCGCGGCGUGGAUGUGCCACCGCGCGACGUGCGAGUGGACGGGCGGGACGUCCAUGGACGACACCAUGUCGAGGCCGCGGCGGGAUAACUCGGACCGUAAUAAAGGGUUCGACGGCGCGGGCGGCGCGGGGGGCGGGGGCCUCACCAACGCCGCCGCGUUCCGCAUCGGCCCGGGGGGGAACCUCACGGACGCGGCGGCGGAGUGGGGCGAGUUUCUCGCGGAGCGCGGCAUCUCGCUCGACGUCGCGGAGCGCAACGGCCUCGCGGCGCAACGCGUCUUCUCCCCCGCGGCGGGCGAAGUCGUCGACGCGUUGGUGUUCCCUUACAUGCGCGACGGCGAACUCGUGAACAUCAAGUACCGCGGCCCGGAUAAGACGUUCUGGCAGGUCAAGGGCGCGGAGAAGAUCAUGUUCGGGCUUGACGACGUCGUCGGGCAGCGCGAGAUGAUCAUCGUCGAGGGCGAGAUGGAUAAGCUCGCGUUGGAGCAGGCUGGGAUCAAAAACGUCGUGAGCGUGCCGGACGGCGCGCCCGGGAAGGUACGGGAAGGCGACCUCCCCGCGCCGGAGGAGGAUAGGAAGUUCGAGUACCUGUGGAACUGUAGGGCGGCGCUGGACCCGGUGUCGAGGAUCGUCCUCGCGGUGGACGACGACGCGCCGGGGAUAGCGCUCGCGGAGGAGCUGGCGCGACGGCUCGGAAAGGAAAGGUGUUACCGCGUCGCGUUUCCCGAGGGAUGCAAGGACGCGAACGACACCCUGCGCGAACACGGCGAGGCGGCGCUUCGCGGGUGCAUCGACAACGCGGAGGGGUUCCCGCUCCGCGGUCUCUUCCGCUUCAGCGACUUCGACGACGACAUCUCGAGCUACUUCGGCGUCGACGAAGGCUCCGAGAUGAAGGGCGUGUCGAGCGGAUGGAAGUCCGUGGAUCAGCACUACCGCGUCGUCCCGGGAGAGCUCACGGUGGUCACGGGCGUGCCGAACAGCGGGAAGUCCGAGUGGGUGGACGCGCUGAUGUGCAACCUCGCGGUGCAGCACGGCUGGACGUUCGCGCUGUGCUCGAUGGAGAACAAACACGCGAGGAAGCUCGUGGAGAAGUACACCGGAGAGCCGUGGUUCGAGGGCAAGUACACGAACAAGGCGCGGAUGCGUCCCGAGACGAUGCGCGCGGGGCUGCACUGGCUCGAUAACCAGUUCGUGUUGAUACGUCACGAGGACGAUGAGCUCCCGAGCGUGGACUGGAUCUUAGGGCUCGCGCGCGCGGCGGUCAUGCGCCACGGCAUCCGAGGGCUGCUCAUCGACCCGUACAACGAGUUGGAUCACAAGCGGCCGCAAGGGCAGACGGAGACGGAGUACGUGAGUCAGAUGCUGACGAGGAUUAAGAAGUUCGCGCAGCACUACGACGUGCACGUGUGGUUCGUCGCGCACCCGCGGCAGCUGCACAACUGGCGCGGGGAGGCGCCGGGGCUGUACGACAUCUCCGGGUCCGCGCACUUCAUCAACAAGUGCGACAACGGGAUCGUCGUGCAUCGCAACCGCGACGAAAAGCUCGGGAGCUUGCGCGAGGUCACCGUGAUGGUCGCCAAGGUGAGGAACAAGGUGGCCGGGAGCAUCGGAGACCCGAAGCUGGAGUAUAACCUGAGCAACGGGCGGUACGAGGACCUGAAGGGCGCGGGGGAGCCGCUCGAGGAGUGA
Messenger RNA from Micromonas pusilla CCMP1545, 1794 nucleotides. RefSeq lists its product as uncharacterized. The transcript is spliced from 4 exons. Bases 1 to 1794 code for a protein of 597 amino acids. The record is from RefSeq and is a predicted model, not a curated record. NCBI's taxonomy places the organism in Eukaryota, Viridiplantae, Chlorophyta, Mamiellophyceae, Mamiellales, Mamiellaceae. Gene Ontology annotation, molecular function: 5'-3' DNA helicase activity; ATP binding; single-stranded DNA binding. Gene Ontology annotation, biological process: DNA replication.